Molecule: messenger RNA, 4996 nt
Organism: Brassica napus (rape)
Lineage: Eukaryota; Viridiplantae; Streptophyta; Magnoliopsida; Brassicales; Brassicaceae
Product: protein STABILIZED1-like
Exons: 1
Coding region: 867-3725 (952 amino acids)
Biological process (GO): gene silencing by siRNA-directed DNA methylation; spliceosomal tri-snRNP complex assembly; positive regulation of miRNA metabolic process
Cellular component (GO): catalytic step 2 spliceosome; U4/U6 x U5 tri-snRNP complex
Molecular function (GO): protein binding
Source: RefSeq, a predicted model, not a curated record
UGACUGGUUAGUGAAAAAAAAAAAAUAUAUAAUGACUGGUUCGUGACUUUGUCCUUACUUCUAUAGAAGUUAACAUUGAGAUAGUGACGUUUAGUUCGACUCGCUUCUGUCAUGUGUUUCUAUCAAAGUGGUAAUUGUUGCGAAAAAAAAAUGUGAGGUUUUUUUUAAAAUACUAUACAUAUGGUCUGAUUUUUUUUUUAACGCUGAUUUAUUAGGAUAUUACAAUUAUAAGAAAAAUUACAUAGACGGUUCGACAACCGAUAAUACUAUCCGCCCUAUGAAGAUCUACAUCUAAUUGCAUCACCGUAAUCGUCCUAUGAAGAUCUACAUCUAAUUGCAUCACCGUAAUCGUCCUAUGAAGAUCCACGCUUGACCGGGUUUACUUGUACUAUAUAUGUUGAAGAUUCCUUGUAAGUUUUUCUUCCGUAAUCUACAUAAUUGUUUAAUAAAUUUUUUUCUCCGGAAAUUAAAAUCUGGAUCUGGUGUAAAAACCAUAAAUAUGGUCUGAUUAGUAUAACAAAAAAAGGUAUCACGUUAUGAUAUAAAAAUUUAGAAAAUGAUUUUUUUAUAAGAAAAAAUCACGGUGAAGUAUUUUCACUUUUCUCAAAUCUUUAUACUCGAGGCAUAAGUAUAAAACGUCGAGUUUUGACCUAUUUAUUUACGGCCUAUUUCACUAGAAACGUAUUUGUGUUCCUUAUUUAUUUAUACAGGUGCUUUUGGUUAUUUAUUAUUUUGUUUCCUUGUCCAGCACGUUUUAGAAUUUUAUUUUAUUUUGCUUUUAGGUCUUUUAAGAGCUCUCUAUCUAUAUAUAUAUAUAUAGGCUUUCCCUUGGUGCGAUUUGAUUCUUCUUGUAAAAAAAUCAAAAGAUGGUGUUCUUCUCGAUUCCGAACGAGAAGACCUUAUCGAUCAACGUGAACCCUAAUUCAACCACAAUCUCCGCCUUCUCACAAUUGAUUCACCAACGCACUCAUCUUCCUCAAUCCCUCAUUCGUUACUCCCUCUCUCUCCGAAACGCUAACCUUCACGACGAUUCCGAUGUUACGUUAUCGGAUCUUGGAUUCGGUUCUUCCUCUACGGUAUAUCUCCACAUCCCUCUACUCGGCGGCGGAGCAAGACUCGAUUUCCUCGACUCAAAGCCUCCGGCGAACUACGUCGCAGGUUUGGGCCGUGGAGCUACCGGAUUCACAACGCGAUCCGAUAUCGGAUCUGCUCGUAUAGCCGCUGGUGCGCCAGGGAAGUCGAGAAACGAAGCUGAAGAGGAGGAGAGUCAGAGUCAUCACAAGUUUGAUGAAUUCGAAGGGAACGACGCCGGAUUGUUCGCGGAUUCCGUAUACGACGAGGAGGACAAGGAAGCUGAUGCGAUAUGGGAAGCUAUUGAUUCGAGAAGGAAAGAUUUUAAAGAAGAAGUCGAGAAUUACAGAGCUUCGAAUCCGAAAAUCUGCGAGCAGUUUACGGAUUUGAAGAGGAAGCUAGAUACAGUGUCUGCUGAAGAAUGGGAUAGUAUCCCGGAAACUGCGAAUUACUCGCGUCAGAAGAAGAAGAAGAAGAGGUUCGAGAGCUUUGUGCCUGUUCCUGAUUCGGUUAUUUUGGAUAAGGCCUUGGAUUUGACUGCUGUAGGUGAAGGAAGAGGCACAUUGUUGUCUUUGAAGCUUGAUAAGUUGUCUGAUUCUUUUUCGGGGAAAGCCUCUGUUGAUCCGAAAGGAUACUUGACGGAGCUGAAGAAUCUUGAAGUGGAGGUUGCUGAUGUGUUUCAUAUCAAUAGAAGUCGAGUUUUGUUAAAGAGUGUAACGAUGUCGAACCCGAAGAAUCCUAACGGCUGGAUUGCUGCUGCUAGGCUGGAAGAGAGGGCGGGGAAGUUGAAAGUCGCCAGGGUUCAGAUUCAGAGAGGAUGUGACGAGUGUCCGAAAGAGGAGGAUGUUUGGAUUGAAGCUUGUAGAUUGGCUAAACCAGAGGAGAAGAAAGCGGUGGUUGCGAGAGGAGUUAAGCAGAUACCGAACUCUGUGAAGCUAUGGUUAGAGGCUUCGGAGCUGGAGGAGGAGAAGAAGAGUUUAGUGUUGCGGAGAGGUUUGGAGAAUGUUCCGGAUUCGGUUAGGUUAUGGAAGACUCUUGUUGAUAUGGUUAAUGAAGAAGAUGCGAUUGUUUUGCUUCAUAGAGCUGUGGAGUGUUGUCCUUUGGAUGUAGAACUGUGGUUAGCACUUGCGAGGCUUGAAACGUAUGAGAAUACGAAGAAACUGUUGAAUAAAGCGAGGAUAAAGCUUCCUAGAGAGCGCGGGAUUUGGAUUACUGCAGCUAAGGUGGAGGAAGCUAAUGGGAACACCGAUAAAGUGGGAACGAUUAUCGAGAAAGGUUUGAAGGCUUUGCAGAGUGAAGGCGUUGUUAUUAACCGGGAAACCUGGAUAGAAGAAGCUGAGGCCUGUGAGAGAACCGGAGCUGUUGCGACGUGCAAGGCGAUUAUUGAGAAUGUUAUUGGUUUUAACGUUGAGGAACAAGAUAGGAAGAGAACUUGGGUUGCUGAUGCAGAGGAAUGUGAGAAGAGAAGUUCUAUAGAGACCGCAAGAGCGAUUUACGCGCAUUCUCUUACUGUUUUCUUGACUAAGAAGAGUAUUUGGAUUCAUGCGGCAGAUCUUGAGAGAAGCCAUGGGAGUAGAGAGUCUCUUGACGCAGUGUUGCGUAAAGCUGUGUUGUACUUGCCUCAAGUUGAGGCUCUUUGGCUAAUGGGUGCUAAAGAGAAGUGGCUAGCUGGAGAUGUUUCCGGGGCUCGGGUUAUUUUACAAGAAGCUAAUGCCGCGAUUCCAAACUCUGAGGAAAUCUGGCUUGCUGCUUUCAAGCUUGAGUUUGAGAAUAAAGAAAUUGAAAGAGCGAGGAUGAUUUUGGGGAAAGCAAGAGAAAGAGGAGGAACCGGGAGAGUAUGGAUGAAAUCAGCGGUUUUCGAGAGGGAAUUAGGCAACGUCGAAGAAGAGAAACGAUUGCUCGAACAAGGCGUGAAGCGGUUCCCGAAGUUCUUUAAGCUUUGGUUAAUGCUUGGACAGCUCGAAGAAAGGCUUAACCAUCUAGUACUAGCCAAGAGAGUUUAUUCGUCUGGUUUGAAUCAUUGUCCUCAGUGUAUACCAUUGUGUCUCUCACUAGCUGAUCUUGAAGAGAAGAAACUGAACGGACUCAACAAAGCUAGAGUCAUUCUCACAAACGCUAGAAAAAAGUAUCCGAAAGAAGACGAGCUUUGGUUAGCCGCGAUUCGUAUUGAACUCAGACAUGGAAAUAAGAAAGAAGCAGAGAGGUUAAUGUCAAAGGCACUUCAAGAGCUUCCCAAAAGUGGUAUCCUCUUAGCAACUGAUAUUCAAAUGGCUCCGCAGUGUCCUCUCCCGAAGAUCAAGAUCAAGGAUGCGUUAAAGAAGAAUUGUGUUAAAGAAGCGUAUGUUACUGCAUCGGUUGCUAAAAUCUUUUGGAGAGCAAAGAAAGUGGAUAAAGCUAGAAAAUAUUUUGAACGUACCGUGAAACUUAACCCGGAUAACGGAGAUUUUUGGGCGCUGUAUUACAAAUUCGAGGUUCAACAUGGCUCCGAGGAAAAGCAAAAGGAGGUUUUGAACAGAUGUGUGGUCUCUGAGCCAAAGCAUGGUGAGAAAUGGCAAGCUGUUUCCAAAGCUUUGGAGAAUUCACACCAAAGUGUUGAAGUUAUCUUGAAGAAAGUUUCUAUUGCAUUGAACAGGGAAGACCAUAUAUUAACUUAAACUACUUCAAGCUUUUUUCGUUCUUCUCCAACUUGAUGAUUAAAACCCUUACUUGUUGUCUUUGCAGGCUUUAUCAGGUUUUAAACUCCUUGAUGUUUUGCAAUCUUUAUCAGGUUUUUCUUUUUGAAUAAAUAUUCAACUUAUUUUGAUCAACAUUGAAUUUGCCUGUAUAAGUUUAACUAUGUCAUUAGUUUUAUAUGAUUUUGAAUUCACUACGGUCUACGAGACCUUCUACUGCGAUGACACUAUUUACUUUGGGGAUGUAUUAAGUGUGAAAUUUAAAGUGGUUUUUAUUAAAACAAUAACUUUUUUAACAACAAAAUUUAUGUUAAAAUGUAUUUAUAUUUUUUUAAAAUUCAAAAUUAUUGAUGUUCAAAAAAUGUACUUUAAAUUUACGGGAUAUUCAAAAUAUUUUAAAUAAUGGAUUUGAGAAGAUUAUAAUGAAGUAUUUUAAAAGAGUCUUUUAGGUAAACUCAUGCUCAAAAACUCAGACGAGGCGGCUGCCUGGCCGAAGAUUAUACGUGCGGCGGCCAGUAAAUCAGCCCUAUUUAGUUAUUAAAUAGGGUUGUGAAUAAAACUUCUUUUUCGUUUCAUUUGAUAUUAAAAAUGGGUUUACUUUAGUUAGAUCUAUAAAGAUCCGAAAGAUUUGAGGAAGAAAGCGGUGAAAAAGAUGUAAGUGAUUAAGAAAAAGAAAGGAGGUUUACUGGAAAAUUGCAGCGUCAAGGAAGAAGAAGAUUAUAAAAUUACGGAUUUACCACACACGCAUAACUUAUCCAAUUAAACUCCAACUUUUUUCUUUUAAUUUGAUAAGCCUGUACCGUCCGUCUGACUCACGCAUACAAAUUGGUUAAAACAUAAAAAAUCUAAAUUUCGUAGUUAUAUGUAUGAGAUUUUGAAGUGAUUUAAAAAAAUCAUUGCAAUUUUUUAGUGCAACUAAAAUCAUCUUAAAUACAUAAUUCAAUACGCCACUUUGUUUUAAAUUUUUAAUUCAUGUUUUUAUCAUCUAAUUCAUCCAUACUAUUAAAACAGAAACACUUUUUAUUUACUUACAAAUAGUAUAGGUUAGACCUUUUAAUUUAUUAAGUUUUUAUUGUUUUGCAUAUAAUAAAUUUUGUUAUUAUUAAAUAUACAGAUAAUCUUAACAUAUUAUUUAAAUAUUUUUCAAACUAAAAUCAAAAGAUAUUAUUGAGUAUCGUUUAUAAUAUUGCAUUUUAACAAUAUCUUUAAUAUAUUUUUUAUUUCAAAAUAUAGAUAUUUAUUGUUUUAAUAUU